Molecule: messenger RNA, 354 nt
Organism: Lindgomyces ingoldianus
Lineage: Eukaryota; Fungi; Ascomycota; Dothideomycetes; Pleosporales; Lindgomycetaceae
Product: synaptobrevin
Exons: 3
Coding region: 1-354 (117 amino acids)
Biological process (GO): vesicle fusion; vesicle-mediated transport
Cellular component (GO): SNARE complex; plasma membrane
Molecular function (GO): SNAP receptor activity; syntaxin binding
Source: RefSeq, a predicted model, not a curated record
AUGGCCGACCGUGAGCAGCCGUACGACCCCUACAUUCCCUCCGGGGGCAACGCCAACCAGGGCGCUCAAGGACAGGGUAAUCAGCGCACGCAGGCCUUGCAAGCGGAAAUCGACAGCACCGUCGGAAUCAUGCGGGACAAUAUCAAUAAGGUGUCGGAACGAGGAGCGCGUCUGGACUCGCUGCAGGACAAGACCGAUAACCUCGCCGUGUCCGCCCAGGGCUUCCGAAGGGGCGCCAAUCGUGUGCGCAAGCAGAUGUGGUGGAAGGACAUGAAGAUGCGCAUGUGUCUCAUCGUCGGUAUUAUCAUCCUCCUCGUCGUCAUCAUUGUCCCCUCUGUCGUUGCUACGAGAUAA